GAGAGAUUUUACACAAUACGAAGCUUCCACAAGAACAUAACGUGAACAAUGGGAGUUGGUUAAAUACUAUUCAACCAUGAUAAUAACUUGUUCAUUUGUCAAAUACAUCAGACAUUUCAAACAUUCCUCACGUCUCGUGCUGACUCGCGGGGCGAAAAGUUACUCUACGGAGCGUUGGAAGGCGACAAAAAUGGAGGGAGAAAAGGCCCCAGCGUCGCGGGAUGACCCGGUGAUAAUGAAGCUUGAUACACCUGAAUUCCAAACGAUAUUCACGCCGGAAUUGAAGACGCUAGCUGGCCUCUUUGAGAAGUAUAACUACGAGAUCCGGAUCGCAGGAGGAGCGGUACGGGACAUCCUGAUGGGUAUCCGUCCAAAGGACUUGGACUUCGCGACGACGGCGACGCCCAACGAGAUGAAGGAUAUGUUCACAAAGGAGGAGAUCCGGAUGAUAAACAUGAAGGGGGAGCAGCACGGGACGAUAACAUCGCGGAUAAACGACGCUGAGAAUUUCGAGAUAACGACCCUGAGAAUCGACAUAGCAACAGACGGACGUCACGCGAAGGUCGAAUUCACGAAGGACUGGAAGCUCGACGCGAACCGGCGAGACCUGACGAUAAACUCGAUGUUCCUUGGGCUGGACGGAACGGUCUACGACUACUUCUUCGGCUACGACGAUCUGAAAAAGCGGCGUAUCGCCUUCGUGGGUAACGCCGAGACCAGGAUCCAGGAGGACUACCUUAGGAUCCUCAGGUACUUCCGGUUUUACGGUCGCAUCGCCGAGAACCCCGACAACCACGACGCCACCACCCUCGAGGCCAUCCGCAGCAACGUUGAAGGCCUCGAUCGCGUCGCCGGGGAGCGGAUUUGGACCGAGUGGCACAAGAUAAUGGAGGGAAGGUUUGCCCUUGAGCUAUUGGCGAAGAUGGUUGAGUGCCAGCUUUCCACGCACAUCGGCCUCCCCGAACACCCCGAUGUCGACGCCCUCGUCGAAGUCCACAAACGUGCCACCGAAAACGGCGUCACUCUGAGACCCAUCAGCCUCAUAUCAGCGCUCCUGAAGGACGAGGAGGAGGUCAUGAGGCUCCAUGGGAGGCUGAAGCUCUCUGCCUUCGAUAGAGAUCUCGCUCUGUUUCUUGUCCAGCACCGCGUGCGUCCACCGUCCGAAAAACCGCUCAAAAUCUAUCAGAAGCUGGUUAUUAUGCCAAAGGGGAAGAACCAUGGGAUCAAGGACUUUGUUUGCGAACUUUUCAGAUACAGAGGCGAGCUUGAGCUUCUUAAGGAGUUCGCUGAUUGGCGACCCCCUCGGUUUCCCGUCGGAGGUGAUCAGCUCAAACAACAUGUCAAGGUUGGGAAAAUCAUGGGGUUGGUCAUCAACAGGCUCAAGGAAGAGUGGAUUGAUUCAGAUUUUCAACUGGAUAGCGAUGAGCUUGUCAAACUUGUACCAAACAUUGUUGAAGAGAUUACUGAUAAUAUUAAAAAAUAAAUAGUUGAUGAAUUCUUAGUAAAUUGUUUGAG
This is a messenger RNA of Diprion similis, 1515 nucleotides long. Its product is annotated as CCA tRNA nucleotidyltransferase 1, mitochondrial. The transcript is spliced from 3 exons. Bases 77 to 1483 code for a protein of 468 amino acids. Gene Ontology annotation, molecular function: nucleotidyltransferase activity; RNA binding. Gene Ontology annotation, biological process: RNA processing. Lineage: Eukaryota; Metazoa; Arthropoda; Insecta; Hymenoptera; Diprionidae. The record is from RefSeq and is a predicted model, not a curated record.